AUGUCACCCUCAGCCGUCAAACAGAAAAUCAGUCUCAAGCGAAUAGCUCACGUCUACUAUACCCAUAAGAAUCUCGACAAAGCAAAUCAAUUCCUCCUCGACUUCGGAUUCAGCGUAGCCCAAAAGACAGAUGAUAAAAUAUAUUAUCGAGGAUAUGGCACCGAACCAUUUGUAUACUGUGCCAUAAAGGGGGAAGAGGAUGCCUUCAGCGGAUCAGCAUGGGUGGUCGAUUCCCUGGAGGACUUGGAAUUAGCAACAUCACUUCCAGGCGCAACACCAAUUCAUGAUUCCGACGCCCCGGGAGGAGGCAAAAGGGUGACUUUCUAUGAACCAGUCGAUAAUUGUCCAUUCCACCUAGUAUACAACCAAACGCCCGCCGAAAUCACAGAAACAUUCCCAGAACUAGCCUACAACUUCCCAACCACCAAACACCGGCCAGUGAACAAAACUCAAAGAUUCAAGAAAGGCCCAGCACCGGUCCACAAAAUAGGCCAUUUCGGUCUCUGCGUCACAGACUACAACAAAGCAUACGACUUCUACACCUCAAACUUCAACUGGAAACCCACGGAACUCGUCUACGCCCCGGACACCAAAGAAGACAUCACCACCUUCCUGCACCUCGACCGUGGUUCCGAAUGGGUAGACCACCACUCGUUCUUCUUCUUCCAGGGCCCGAAAUUCCACGUCCACCACUCCAGUUUCGAGGUGUUCGAUUUCGACAUCCAGAUGCUCGGCCACACGUGGUUGACGGAGAAGAAGUACGAGAAUUGCUGGGGGGUGGGACGUCAUGUGAUGGGGAGUCAGAUAUUCGAUUAUUGGUUUGAUCCGAGUGGGUUUAUCUUGGAACAUUAUGUGGAUGGGGAUUUGGUUAAUGAGGAUACGCCGGUCAAUCGGACGAUGGCUGCGCCGGAUAAUUUGCAUGUUUGGGGACCGGAGGUACCUGCUACUUUUUUGACUUAG
Glarea lozoyensis ATCC 20868 is the source of this 960-nucleotide messenger RNA. RefSeq names its product Glyoxalase/Bleomycin resistance protein/Dihydroxybiphenyl dioxygenase. The coding region runs from base 1 to 960 and encodes 319 amino acids. The record is from RefSeq and is a predicted model, not a curated record. The transcript has 2 exons. Gene Ontology annotation, biological process: L-methylmalonyl-CoA metabolic process. Gene Ontology annotation, cellular component: mitochondrion. Gene Ontology annotation, molecular function: methylmalonyl-CoA epimerase activity. Lineage: Eukaryota; Fungi; Ascomycota; Leotiomycetes; Helotiales; Helotiaceae.